Mucor mucedo is the source of this 1588-nucleotide messenger RNA. RefSeq lists its product as uncharacterized. The coding region runs from base 33 to 1511 and encodes 492 amino acids. The record is from RefSeq and is a predicted model, not a curated record. Gene Ontology annotation, biological process: retrograde transport, endosome to Golgi. The transcript is spliced from 6 exons. Gene Ontology annotation, molecular function: phosphatidylinositol binding. NCBI's taxonomy places the organism in Eukaryota, Fungi, Mucoromycota, Mucoromycetes, Mucorales, Mucoraceae.
CCUAAAUCUCCUCUCUUCUUUAUACUUUUUUAAUGAGUCAACGUAAUUCACUUAAACCAAGCUGCGACUGUGCUAUUGACAGAGCACUACACCACGAUGAAAACUAUAUCUUUAUCACGGGGGCUCAAAAACAAUCAGACUCUCCUUCUGGUAAAAGUUAUAUUGCCUAUCAUAUCCGUAUUGGUGACAUUGAAACAAAACGAAGAUAUAGCGAAUUCGAGUCCUUUCGAAAAGCAUUGACUUUACUCCAUCCUGCCCUCAUUGUACCGCCCAUACCCGAAAAGCAUUCCUUGGUGGACUAUGCUGCAUUGCAAACAAGAGUCAAGGAUGACUUACCCAUGGUUGAAAAAAGAAAACGCAUGCUUCAAACAUUUUUAAAUCGAGUUGCCAAGCAUCCCGAAUUAGGCAAAGAUCAUGUCUUUCACCGAUUCUUGGAAAGUGGCGGCUCUUGGUCGGAUGUGCUCCAUUCUCCCCCUUUGUCUACCUUACCAAAGAACCCGUUACAGAUGGUGCUCAGUAAACAACCCGACCUACAAGCCCACACAUUUAACCCGGUUUUAUCGAGCAAUUUAAUUCCUACUCCAUCAGCUGCAUAUCAAUUAAAAAAUCCGGAUCCAAGAUUUGAAGAAUCUGAGAAAUUCACCUUUCGCAUUGCUAAUUACAUGAGUAACAAUCUCGAUAAAAGUCAGCGCAAAGUCAUACGCCGCUUAGGAGAACUGGCAAACGAUUAUGCAGAAUUAGGCGCCGUCUAUAACGGCUUUAGUUUAAACGAGACGGGAAAUGUUGCAAAUGCCAUUGAGAAAGUCGGUCAGGCUGUGGAUGCUUCUUACACAGAAACAGGUCACAUGGUGACUUCCCUCGAGGGCGAAUUUGCUGAGCCAAUUCAAGAGCAUGCCCAAUUUGCUCAAAUCAUCAAGCAAGUAUUGAAAUUUCGCCACAUGAAGCAUGCUCAAGUUGAGCUCAUUGAAAACUCUCUCAACCACAAAAAGGAUACCUUGGAUAACCUUCUCAGAAUGGAAAACGAAGCAAAGCGUCUGGAGGAAGCCAUGACUAGAGAAAGAACCAUUGGAGCAAACGCUGUCAAUGUGGAUGAGAUCAAUGGAGAAGAGGAGGAAGAGAAUCCAUACCGUACUUCCAGUAACAGUAGCAGUAGUACAGUUCGUAUCGAUCGUCCUGCUAAUUGGAGUGGGGGUCCCAUGAAGGUCAUUAGUGCUGUAGGUCAUACCUUGCAGAAUAUCAUUGACGUCAAUCCAGAAGCAACCCGUCGUAAUCAAAUUGGCAUGUCUAAGGAUGCUAUGGGUGUCCUCCAAGAGGCUCUAGAUAUCACAAAGACCGAUUUAACAACCAUCUCUACAGAACUCCAAUCUGACCUCGACCGUUUCCAGACUGAAAAGAUACAAGAUAUGCGUGAUAUGCUAAUUGCCUAUGCCAAAAUUCAUAUUCGUUAUUGUCAAAAGAAUCUUGAAUCAUGGCAAGAAGCUCGUGCUGAAGUAGAAAAGAUACCAAUCUAGUUUUUUUUUUUUUUUUGUUCUGUCUAAAAAAAAUCAUAGCUUUCUCCCUCCCCAUCAUUCCCAUAUUCCACCUUCUA